Messenger RNA from Anneissia japonica, 7884 nucleotides. RefSeq lists its product as uncharacterized. The transcript has 3 exons. Gene Ontology annotation, biological process: regulation of transcription by RNA polymerase II. NCBI's taxonomy places the organism in Eukaryota, Metazoa, Echinodermata, Crinoidea, Comatulida, Comatulidae. The record is from RefSeq and is a predicted model, not a curated record. Gene Ontology annotation, molecular function: RNA polymerase II cis-regulatory region sequence-specific DNA binding; DNA-binding transcription factor activity. The coding region runs from base 177 to 5306 and encodes 1709 amino acids.
GAAUUAUAAGUAGAUUAUCGUCUGUAGCUACAUCUUUGUCUAGCGCACUCAACCUUCCGUCCGGAAACAAGUGUUAGCAGACAAUUUGGCUAGACCAGAAAUUGGCUUGAAGUCUAUGUUAAUGUUAACACGAUAUUACGUAUAUUUUUACUUUUUUCUGGAAAAUAUUUAGAUUCAUGGCUAAACGAAAUCGACGGCCAAGCCGUGAGUUGCGUCUUUUACAGGAAGAUUCUUGUUUUGAGGAAACAAAGAAUGUGAAAAGGUCAGAAUUUAAGUGUAAUGAUUGUUCGUUGUCGUUUCAUCGCAAGACAUCUUAUGACUCUCACGUGAUGAUUAAUCACAAGAAGAAAGAUGAAAUGUCAGAGAUAUGGAACCAGUUGGAUAAAGCAGAAGAAGCCCGAAUUAAGCCCAGGCCCAGUGAACCUAACAAGAUCCAAAUUAUAAAGAGCAACUUGAAGAAUAAAAUGGUUGUUGGUCUUGACGGUAAGGUACACAAGAAGUACCAGACUGGAAUUGUUGAGCUGAGGAAAAAAGUGAAAGAAUCUAAUGUUACUGAUGCUAUGAAAUCUAGUAAUGUAAGAUUAGCGAGUCCUUCUACUUCAGCCCAGAAGCCUACACUUCUGCCGAGAGGUACUACAAGCAAGUUUGCAGUUUUUGACAAGAAAGGUAUAGAAUGUUUGAUCUGUAAGCAUUACUUCAGGAAUUGCUUUGAAUUUGGUGUGCACACAACAAGAGUGCAACAUCGAAUUCCAUGUCAAAUUUGCUUCCAGUAUUUUGAUAACCAGUGCCAUUUAAAACGACAUGAAAGAAUUGCACAUCCACAUAUCUGUAACAUGUGUGACAAAUUAUUUUCUACUGAACAGCACUUAGAAAUUCAUCGGCGAGUGUCGCAUCGCUUGAUUUUCCACACCAUGACAGUCGACAAUCCAAAACAAAACCAAAUUAAGUUUUCUUCAACAACUGCUGGUAGCAAAGCUAUAUCAGCGUCUGGUGUGUCAAGAGGUGCCAAUACAUCUUUUGUGUCAGGAAAAGGAGGACCUUCUAAGAGCCACCAAUUAACAACAAUUGUCAUUUCAGACUCUGAUUCAGAUGAAUUAACAAAGACAACAAAUCAAAACACUUCACAAAAGCUUACAGCAGCAUCUGUUUCAGACUUAGGCCCAGAAUCUUUAACAAAUAAACAUAAACUCAGUGCAAAAGACAUGAUGCAAAAUUUGGCAACUAUAGCAAAAUCAAAGGAUAAUAAAGAUCCAUUUUCUAGUAUGUUGUCAGUGAUGUUAGAAAAGCCACCAGUGAAAAAAGGACCAUCAGUAAUUUACACAACUGCCAGACCAGUUGUGAACAUGCAAGUAAGUCUUAAGCCAGGUAAAUCAAUUUUAGGUACAACAGUGCCCUCAUCAUCAGUUAACAAACCUGUGCAGUCAGCUCAGAAUAAGGUUGUCAAUCUAAAAUCUCAAGUAGCCACAACCACAGGGCUUUCAUCAUUCCUUGGACAGCAUGUUACAUCAACCGUCUACAGCAACCUUAGACCUAAGGGAUCAUUUAAUCUGGGUAAACAAGUUGAAAGAGUGAACCUAGCAUGUAGACUUGCACAACACAAGCAAUCACUUGAACUUAAACGACUUCUUAAGAGACAUCCACAGUAUAAUAUCAGUGAUAAGGACCUUAAAUUUAAAAUUCCACUUGGCAACCUGAAUGAGGAAUUUGAUGAUUGCCCUCUAUUUCCAAGAGAAGAAGAUGUCAAAAUACGAACCUCUGACUACACACUGUCACCACUGUCAGUAAUUGAUGACAAAAAUUACUUGGAGAAUUUUGGCCUGAACACCAAUGUCAUGCAGCGUAUGUUUAGUGAAGCAGUUGACUCCUGCCUUCUUCAAGAAGCUUGGAAAUUAACUCACUCCACAAACUUGCGCAAGAGAUGCAGAGAAGUCACUAGUUAUUCAUUGAAACAAAAGCAAGAAUGUAUCCUAGACUUGCAUGUUCAGUUGCUUGCUAUUCGUAAUGCUGCACAAACAAUUGUUAACAAUGCUCUAGUGAAACAUAUAACAGAAUUGAAGCAAGCUGGUAAGCAAUCAACCCACAUGACUCAAGUUCAAAUCAAUCAACAAGGCAAUAUUCAGCUUGUAGGUCAAGUUCUCCAAAAUGAAAUCUCAACCCAAAAACAUGCAACACAAUCUGAUAAUGGAAAUGCAAUGGAUCAAAAUAGUAAAGACCUGUAUUUAAAGGGAAAUGAAGUCAAUGGCAUGAAUGAAACUAAACAAACUGUAACUUGCCAAGCAAACACUCAAGGUCAGUCAUCAGGUAAAGAGUGUGAAGCUGCUGCUAAAUGUGAAGAUAAACAAUCCAAAGUAGAUACAGCAAAAGAGGAAGAGAAAAUAAAUCCUAACCUUAAUGUGUGUAAUGAGAUUCAUGGACCAAAUCCAGUCACAGACCAACCUAAUACUCAACAACAUAAAGAAUCUGCACAAAUUACCCAUCAAAUUAGCAGGGAUGAUAAACAUGCAUUAACUAAUCCAAAGGAAGAUCUUUAUGACCCACAUAAAAGUAAAACUGUAAAAGACAUGGAAAGUAGCACAUGCACUAAUGGAAUUGAUAAUAAGGUCGAAGAUUUAAAAGAAGUAAAUGUCAAUAAGUACUCUGGUGAUGAAGUUGUGGAUAAGAGUGAUAUCUUCAAACAUUUGUGUAACAAACAUACUGAUACUGAUCAAGUUUUGAGUGAUGGGGAAUCAAAGCCAAAUAAGAAUUUGGAAGUGCAGGCUGUCAAUGAAGUUGAUGUCAACAAAACAUCAGAAAAUCAGAUGCCAAUAAAUCCUUCCAAAAAUAUAGACAAUCCCAUAGAUACUGAAAUUCUGAUUGACAACAAGCCAGGUUUAGUUCACAUAGCAACUGGUGACAAAACUGAUACCAAAGGUGAACAAAAGAAUGAAAUGGAGAAAAUUGAUAGACUUCAAGCCUUGACAAUAGAAUUGGUAAAAGCCAUUCCUGCCUCAAAAUCUGGAGAAAAUAUAUACAUCAGUGAAGUUCAGAUUAGUUCCGAGUAUUGUGGUCUCAUUGGUAAAGGCCAUUAUAAUGGAAUGGACUUCAGGUGGAUAGUUCAGUUUGCAAGACCUUAUGUGAACACUUUACUAACAUAUAGAAACCCAGAAUGGAGAGAAGGAUUUGAGGGAGAAACUCAGAAUGAUAAUGUAAUUGAAAGUACUUCAAAUGAAACGCAUCCAGCAGUAUCUUCUAAAUCAAUUAUAACAAAUCCAAGCAUUGUGACAUCAGUUAGUUCAUCAGAGAGUCAGUCAAACAUACCAUCAGUAUCACAAGCAUCAACAUUUGCUGGUCAAAAUAUUACAUCUGUUUUUAAUUCUGAAGCUACAACUCUCAUAUCACAACAUAAAGAGGUAGUAGCAACAACUGUUACUACACAUGUGUCAGCCUUACCUUCUUUGAAAGCAUUUCCUUUAAAUAUUGUCCAACAACAUUUAGCCACAGCACCUGUUGGUCUAUCCCAGCCAUCAGUAGCUAUACCUUCAUCGUCUCCAGUGUCACCAGUCGCUGUACCAAUACAUUCACCUAAAUCUGCAAAUGCUACUCCAGUAAUAUUUGGUAAAUCUUCAAUGGGCACAGCUCUUGUUCAGGUUCUUCCAGUCCAAAGAUCUGCUCAACCAGCAUUGGUAACUUUCAGUUCAAUGGUACCUGCAGCACAACCUAUAUCUACAAAUAUUUUCUUAAGUCCAGGCGCACAUCAACUACAGAAUUCAGUCAUCAAUGAAUUCCCAACAAAGGUGAACCUAAUAAGUAGUUCUCAAACCCAAAAUGAAAUUAACCUCAGCAGUCGGUCAACCCUUUCUCAGAAUUCUAAUGUAUGUGUGCAAACUAUGGUUGGCCAAACAGCAACAGCUGAGGCACCUCCAAUAACUAAUAUUGCUUUUAAAACUGUAGGACAGAUUGAUCGUAGACCACUUUUGCCAAAGGUCUGUCAGCCUAAUUCUGGAUUGCUAGCAUUGCCAAAUAACAAUGUAGCUGUUUUGCAUCAGGAUGUUUUGCUUAAAUCAGCUGGUUUUAAUCAACAGCAGAUAUAUACAUUCAGAGCUACCAACCCUGUGGCGAGUAACUUCAACUCUGUUCCUACCACUCAGGAUUCAAAUCAGUUGCCAUCUGAAGGAAAGGCAUGUAUGGUGCCUAUGUACAUUGAUGCAAAUAUUGUUGUAGAAGAACCUACAAAAAAGUUUUUCUAUAGAUUUAACGAUUGCCUUGAAUUUGAAGCUGGUGAACUUACUUUGUUCAACAACGAUAUACAAAAUUGCAAAGUUCCGAGACUUCAGAACAAGAAACUAUUCAGAUGUGAAGUGGGUGGAGGUCAAGGGGGCGUGCAGCAGAUGGUUGAUAACCGUACUUUUCUAAAUUCCUUGUAUAGCAUUAAAAAAAUGUAUAUAACUGGACAUCUAUCUAAAACUGUUUACCAAAAGCUUAUUCCUAUAGCUCGAAUUCUCAUCUGUCCUAGGAUCACUUUAUGUGAAAAACGUAAACUUACCUUUCUUGUUGAAUCAUCACUUAAACAGUCGCAUCGUAAAUCCGAAGAAGAUUUAGACAAAGUAAGUGAUAUGUUGUUGGACGUUUUAAAGAAGUAUUCUAAAAAACCGAAAGACGUGACUGGUCAGGAUAAGAAGACAAGCAAUGAAAGCAAAUCUGAACGGCCUUCUGACACAGAAUUGUCAGAAUUUAAGAGGAAAGUAUCUAGUGAAAGGAAUACAGCCACAAAGGUUAACAUAGCAGAAGAAAUCAAAGGGUGUGGCCUCCGUGUCUGCUUGACAGACUUAAAACUUCCCACGAACCAGUCCACUUUUUUGCUGACUGAAGAUAAAAAUGUGAAGAAUGAGCAUGUUGGUUUUAUGAUUAAAAGUAAAACAGGUAAAGUGUUGAAGAGAAAUGUUGGAUUUCUCACCCAGCAGCAUUCCACUAAUAUGGGAUCACAUGCUGGCAGUAAAAAAGAAUUAACAAAGAAAAUUAAAUAUGAUGAUUCAAUUAAAUAUGUAGUUGUAGAUGAAAUUGAGAAAGGUAAAGGAUUCAAGGAGGAGCCAGAGAUGAGCAUAAUCAAGAAGAAAAGACAGAUGCAUAAUAAGAGCAAUGACGCCAAACAGCUUAGAGGAAGAAAACAUUCAAUAAAAAGGGAGACAAGGCAAAGAAGCAAACUGAAUGUGUGCAGAAACAAUAAAGAGAAAGUAACUGAUUUAUUUGUGAUACCAGAUGAAACAGACCCAGAAAUAGAAUUUGCAUCUCCAUCUCCAAAAAGAAAAAAGAUAAAUAAACGGAAAUAGUAAACCAAGGAAAUGCACAUUGAUACGCCAUACUUUGUUCAUCAAAGAGGAAAUGAAAUGAGUUAAAAAUUAGAUUUGCUUUGCAAAAAUUUUACAUACUAUUUUUUUAAAUAAACAAACCAUCAUGAUAUAAAGUGUUUUAUUUCUGAAAGUUACCUUUCUGUUAAAAUUAAUCUACUGUUUUAUUUGUAUAAAAGUUGUAACUGAAGUACUCUAUUGAUAGGUUUAUUUAUUUAUAUAUUCACCUUACUAUUUAUUUGUCUGUCUAUAUGUAUAAACUUAAAUGAAAUAAUAAUUUAUGGAUAUAAAGUUCUUGAAAAUCUCAUGUACAGUAUGCAACCAGUAUUGUAGCAUUGUAAAAUGGCCAUCCAUUUCUGGUAUUACAGAUUCGCCCAAACUAGGCUGGAAGCCACUCAAUGUUGUCUAUAUGAAAGGCAAUAAAAGAAAAUAGAUACAGUACAGUACAAGGACAUAGAAAAACAUUCUUCUCAGGACAUCUCCAUAGGUGGCUUUUGGUGCAACUUUGAGAGAUCUAUUUCCUUUACCCAUGAGUUGUUAAUACUGUAUUAUUUUAUUACAGUAGGUGAUAGAGAAAAAUAAUGUAAAGAUACUGUUAGUUGCAUGCCAGAUAAACUUGCCUGGGUGGAAGGAGCUACUUACUUAGUGUCACUUUUAAUAGUCUGAAUUCCUUAUUGACAAUAUAUACUGUAUUCAGAUUUUAAGUUGUUGGAACUGUAAACAUCAUGUGCUCUAUUCCUGUGAUUGUUCAGCCUUGCCGAUGAGCCCCACACUUGGUGGUAAGGUCCCACAAAAAUAUAGCAUAAACCUACGUACGUAAACAUAUGCAUUGUUUGACACACAUGCAUUGUUGUUAAAUUUUAUUGACACACCAGAAAGAAUGAGUGAUGUUUUUCAUAUUUUCAUGUUGAAUUCCUGUAUGUAUUUAUUCCCAAGUUGUGUUACACCACUGUUAAAUAAUACAGUUUAUGGGCAUUUCCCUUUUUUCUGCUGGUUAUUGUUAAAACUUUGUUGGAGCACAUAAAAAGUUUUAAUUUGACUGGUGCAUGAUAGUUGAAUGGCAUUGUACAGUAGCAUUAUUAGCUGAUUAACAUCUAUUCCAUAAUCACUACCUCAACUAUUCAAGUGAGAACAUCUUUAGUAACACAGGAAUUGACUUUCAGCAAUGUAGAUGGUUUAACAUAUCCAUAUACUGCAUCAAGUGACUUUUUUAAAAUGUGUUGCAGAAAUAACGCUUUGCGGCAUCCACUUGUUUGUGUAUUUGGGACUGCGCUUUACAUAAUUGCUAGCUGCAGCAAUAUGGAACACUCAUGUGUCGCUUAUAUAUUUUAUUCAUUGACCAGGGAUAUACUGUACAGUAGAUGAAUUGCAUAUAAACAUUGGCAUUAUGCUGUAUUUAUACUACAGCAUUGUAAAUACGUACUUUAAAUGUAUUGUUAACACAUUGUUAAAUUAUUCAAGUGAAAGCCAACAGAAAAAUACAAUGGGAAGUGUAUUCAGAAUCAGUUUAAUACCUGACCCUCAUGAGAUAAAAUUUUACAUGAGGUGAGUGAAAUGUUACACCAUGGAGGAAGAAAAUUUCCUCCAUGGUUACACAGACUUGCUAAGAUUUUCCUAGCAAAUCACAGUCUUCACACAGGAACAUUCAAAUCUUGUUAAAAGUAGGUCAGUUUGAUAUUGUCAAGAUUUUUUUUUUAGGUAGGACAGUAUUAUUUUGUUCUAACUAGGUCAGGGCCUAGGACUGUACGUACACAUUAUUUAUCCAAAAGAAGAAUAGAUUUGAAAUUUCAAUUCAGCACUAUUAUUAUACCAAUUCGAAUUUGUGCAAAAUUGAAUAUUUAGCAAACUAGGCCAACAGUGAUGAGAUACAAAGCUUCACCUCUGUGAGAGGCUGAGCUUAGGUCUUUGAUAAAUACAGUACUGUAUCUUGAAAGUGUUGCAGACCUUUGCUAUGUCUGUGUUUUACAGCAAACACAUUCUAAUCGUACACUGAUACAUUUACACUGUAAUGUAAUGUUACAGGAGAUGUGCACUAAAUUGUUCUUAGCACGUUUCACAUGGAACAUAUUGUCUUUUGUAAUGAAUGUAUGGGAACACUUGAAAGUCACAUGGUAUAAAAGUUACUAUAAUUGUUAGGAUUGCUAUGUUUUUGUAGUUUUGUGCAUUCUAUUUUAUAUUUCAAGCCUUUUGGAGGUGCAGGUUAACACCACUAUCCACAAAUACCAUGGAAAUGUUUCUAGUAGCUUAACACUGUAAAAUCGCUGUUUUAUAGUUUUAGAUGCAAUGUCUAACAAAAAUAAAAUGUAGUUUUCACAUUUCAUUACUCCAGUAAUUGACAACCAAGCUUUUAUUUACAUGCAUUAAGAAAAAACACCUACACUAGUACAGUAUGUAUACCAGUUUACUUCUAAACUUUUGUUGAUUUUUUUUACAUGCAUGGUUGUUACUGUUGUAUUGAACAAUGAUGAUAAUUUUAAUAAAGAUGCAUUGAAUUAAUAACUGUUCAGUUUAAACUUGUACAAUAUCGAUGUAAAUAAAAUACACAGUACAACUUAAGUAA